GCCGCCGGGGCCCGCUCCGCGCCGCCCGUCGUCGCCACUGCCGCCGCUCCGCCUCCGCCUGAAUGGUGUGAAGGAGGCGAAGAUCGGGGUCCCCGACGCCGCGCCCCCCCGCCCGUCCCCGCCGACCCCCGGGCUCCCCCUUCCGGAGACCCGCGCUCUCGGCCGCUCCGGAGCUAAAGCCUCAAGACUUACAUAAUGGGAGCAUUUUUAGACAAGCCAAAGAUGGAGAAACAUAAUGCCCAGGGCCAGGGCAACGGGCUGCGGUAUGGGCUGAGCAGCAUGCAGGGGUGGCGAGUGGAGAUGGAGGACGCGCACACGGCCGUGAUCGGUUUGCCCAGCGGACUGGACAGGUGGUCGUUCUUUGCCGUCUACGACGGGCACGCCGGCUCCCAGGUAGCCAAGUACUGCUGCGAGCACUUGUUAGACCACAUCACCGGUAACCAGGAUUUUCGAGGAGCCGACGGGCCGCCGUCCGUGGAGAACGUCAAGAACGGGAUCCGGACGGGCUUCCUGCAGAUUGACGAACACAUGCGAGUAAUCUCGGAGAAGAAGCACGGUGCCGACCGGAGCGGCUCGACCGCGGUGGGGGUCAUGAUUUCUCCCCAACAUACUUAUUUCAUCAACUGUGGAGACUCUCGCGGGUUGCUUUGUAGGAACAGGAAGGUUCAUUUCUUCACCCAAGACCACAAACCAAGCAACCCCCUGGAGAAGGAGCGCAUCCAGAACGCGGGUGGCUCGGUCAUGAUCCAGCGUGUGAACGGCUCUCUCGCCGUGUCGCGGGCACUGGGGGACUUUGAUUACAAAUGCGUCCACGGGAAAGGGCCGACGGAGCAGCUGGUCUCCCCAGAACCCGAAGUGUGCGAGAUCGAGCGGUCGGAAGACGACGACCAGUUCAUCAUCCUCGCCUGUGACGGGAUCUGGGACGUCAUGGGCAACGAGGAGCUCUGCGACUUCGUACGGUCCCGGCUCGAGGUGACCGACGACCUGGAGAGAGUUUGCAACGAAAUCGUCGACACCUGCCUGUACAAGGGAAGCCGAGACAACAUGAGCGUGAUAUUGAUCUGUUUUCCGAAUGCACCGAAGGUAUUGCCAGAGGCCGUGAAGAGGGAGGCAGAGUUGGACAAGUACCUGGAAAGCAGAGUAGAAGAAAUCAUAAAGAAGCAGGGGGAAGGCGUUCCAGACUUAGUCCACGUGAUGCGGACGCUAUCCACGGAGAGCAUCCCAAACCUCCCGCCGGGGGGAGAACUGGCCAGCAAGCGCAGUGUGAUUGAAGCCGUUUACAAUCGAUUGAAUCCCUACCGGAACGAUGACACUGACUCUGCAUCAACUGAUGACAUGUGGUAAAACUGCCCGUCACCCGUGGAGUUUUUCUUCAUCCUCCAAAUGAGAGGCUCCAUCCAACUUCAUUGAACCCUCUUAACCUCCGCCGUCAGCCGUGUUAAGAGAAGGGGAUGUAAUGUUGGGGAGUGUGACGACACCCGAAAACUACAGCAGUGCAACAACUGGCCCAGAACUGAGUCCUUUUUUUUUCCUUUUUUUUUUUUUUUUUGUAAAAUUGAGACUUAUGUAAACGUGAUUUCAAACCAUAAUCCAUGUUGUGAAUCAGACUCCAGCAAUUUUUGUUGUAUGAUUUUGUUGUUUUUUUUUUUUGUAAAGUGCAAUUGUCCUUGUACAAAAUGCUCAUAUUUAAUUAUGAACCGCUUUAAAUCACUAUCAAAGUUAUAAGAAAACGUUUGGCUUGUUGUGUGACGCAACAAAUAUAUUGCCCUUUAAAUUCGUGUUGUGGUUUGGAUUUGGGGUGGGGCAGAGGGAAGGAGCAGCACCAGGUAGAUGCUGAAAAUGCGCACGAUCAUGAAGACGUAGAUCAUUUCACAAUCUGACCGAGACGAACCCCGAGACGUUAUUUCUCCAGACUGUCCAAGGUCACGGGCCCCGGCUCCCCCCGGGUCACCCCAACAAGGGCCUUCCCUUGCGGUGGUGGCCACUGCUCUCCGUUGCAGCGUCUACCCGAGGAGGGGGGUCUGGGGGCUCGGACGCCUUGAUUCAUUGCACCUCUUUUACACGUCCUUCCAUUCAGUUACUAAUCGAGGACGGGGAGGACGAGCCGCUUCCCCGUAGAGUAGGGAUCUGCAACGUUUUUACUCGUGAUUGGCCGGGCCUGCUGCUGCUGUUCCUAGUUAAAUAUUCUGAAUUCCAUUUUAUCAAUAAAGCUUGAUUUAACAAACAAGAAA
Tachyglossus aculeatus (Australian echidna) is the source of this 2231-nucleotide messenger RNA. It is a transcript of the gene PPM1A, whose product is annotated as protein phosphatase, Mg2+/Mn2+ dependent 1A. Gene Ontology annotation, biological process: positive regulation of canonical Wnt signaling pathway; negative regulation of canonical NF-kappaB signal transduction; positive regulation of canonical NF-kappaB signal transduction. The coding region runs from base 196 to 1344 and encodes 382 amino acids. The record is from RefSeq and is a predicted model, not a curated record. Gene Ontology annotation, cellular component: nucleus; cytosol. Gene Ontology annotation, molecular function: protein serine/threonine phosphatase activity; magnesium ion binding; manganese ion binding. NCBI's taxonomy places the organism in Eukaryota, Metazoa, Chordata, Mammalia, Monotremata, Tachyglossidae. The transcript has 6 exons.